AUGGCGUCUAACAACAAAACUUUGUACCUGAUUGCGAGCAAACUGGGUUUGGGUGAAGAAGAUAAAGUUUUAAAGAAAGCCGCAGAGUUUGAGAGACUGCUCCAGACAAAGAACAUGGCAGGCAGCAAUAUAACUGACACCAGUAAAAUUGUCAUCUGCCUAGACUUGGCUGCUGGCGUUCUAGGAGCUGAUUUAGAUAUUAAAUCAGCAGUAAAAUACUCAGGACUGAAGACUUCAACUUACACCAACACAAAGAAAGUGGUGCAGAAUCUUCUUGAGCUGAACAGUGACAGGCUGAGCACCACCAUGCUGUGUCUCACGCUGCAGUGCACCGGAGUGCAGGAGCUAGCUGACAGGAUACUCGCAGAGUACCAGCGACUGGCUAAAGUGGAAGUGGAUCUGAAUCUUCCUCAAUAUGUCUGUAUGGCUGUUUAUCAAGCUUGCAGGCUGAGUAAAGUGAAAGUAGCAAAGAGUAAAGUAAUUGAGAAGUCAAGACUGAAGCCUGCACAGUGGACCAAGCUGGAUGCUGACUGGACAAAGUUCACUGACCUGCACUUCGAGGCAGCCAAGAAAAAGGGACGACAAACUAAGAAAUCUACAGAAACCGUUGAAAAUGAAGAAUUGAUGGAGAUUGAUAUGCCUAAGGUUGAAGAAGUGUUUGAAGAUAAAAUAGAGCCGUAUGAAGACUGGAAGAAACGUAUGUUAGAGGCUGCGUACAAAGAAUUAAAAGAAUUGGAGAAAAUUGAGAAAAAAAAUGUGACCCCCAGAAAGUCGCCUCGAAAGACCCCACAGAAGUUUGCCCCCUACAAAAGUCCUGUCAAGACAAAUGGCGUAAGAUUAUUGUUCCCUCUAGAUUUAUGA
Messenger RNA from Spodoptera littoralis (African cotton leafworm), 861 nucleotides. Lineage: Eukaryota; Metazoa; Arthropoda; Insecta; Lepidoptera; Noctuidae. The record is from the annotation of a GenBank genome assembly.